CCUACUUUCUUCAUUCCACCGUACCCAUUUGACAUCUGGAGCAUCAGCGGACAGGAAAAAGAGGACUUCGUCGACCUUUGUGUUUCGUUCAGUUCUGUUUCUUUUAUUUUCUCUUUCUUUCUUUCGUCUGUUAUUUUCAGUUAUUUUUCGUUUCUUUGUUGUUUUCUACAAUUAUCCUUCCUUUCUUCCGUACAAGCAUAUUUCUUUUUGCCUUGCUUUCUGUAUCAAAACAAAAAAAUGGAUCAAUUUGCUGCUCAACAACAAGGGUCACCCGCCGUCUCGGUCUCUUCCCAACCAAUCAACGCUGCCAUGUCAUCAUCCGCCGCCGCUGGAUCUGCUUCCAACGCUGUCGAAGGAGCCCCGGCCUUUCAGCCUGACGAGAACUCCAAGACGCUCUAUGUCGGAAAUUUGGAUCAGAGCGUCAAUGAGGCAUUCUUGCAGGAGAUCUUUUCGCAGGCUGGAGGUCAGGUUGAGGGCGUCAAGAUCAUCCGUGACAAAAACUUCGCUCAUCAAGGCGGCCUGAACUACGGCUUCGUUGAAUUUGCUGACCAUGUGGCCGCUGAGAAUGCUUUGCAAAGCAUGAAUGGGCGACGUGUCUUGCUUCAGGAAAUCAAGGUCAACUGGGCAUUUACUGGACAGGUUGCUGGCAAGGAGGACACAGCAUCGCACUACCACAUUUUCAUUGGAGAUCUUAGUCCUGAGAUCAACGACGAAACAUUAAGCAAUGCCUUUGGCGUGUUCGGAACCAUGACCGAUGCUCGCGUGAUGUGGGACUCCAACUCUGGCAAGUCCAGAGGCUACGGAUUUGCUGCGUACAAAGAACGUGCUGACGCUGAGCGUGCCAUCACCUCUAUGAACGGACAGGUCCUUGGAAACAGAGCUGUGCGUUGCAACUGGGCUAGCCAACGUGGCAUGCCUGGACCGGCCUUCCAUCCAGGGAUGCACCAUCAUGGCGGAAAUAACUUCAAGAUGGUUGCAAACCAGGCGCCUCAGUUCAACACGACAGUCUAUGUCGGAAACUUGCCGCCUCACACCACCCAGGAAGAUCUGGUGCCAUUCUUCCAGCCCUUUGGAAUGGUGAUUGACAUCAGAUUGCAAGCCGACCGUGGAUUCGCAUUUGUGAAAUUUGAGACACACGAGAAGGCUGCCAAUGCGAUUGUUCGACUUGCCGGCACCAUGAUCAACGGUCGUCCCGCUAAGUUGUCCUGGGGCAAGGAUAGGAAUGCCGAGAGCGCUACUCGUGGAAAUCAAUAUGGCUACUAUAACAACAACGGAGGAUAUUCCAUGGGGGGUCAUCAAAACAACGGCGGUUAUCCUUAUCAGUACAGCAACCACAUGAACCACCAUCAUAACAACCAUUAUGGAGGCAAUGGACAAGCCUACGGUCGCAAUGGAACUCACCAUCACCAUCAUAAUCAGCAUCAUCACAGCCAGCAUCAUGGACAUCAUCAUAACAACCACCAAAUGGGUAACCACCACCACCAGCACCCCUUCCAGCAACAGCAACAGCAGGCUGGAGGAUUGGAUGGUGUGCCUGGAGCGACGGGGUCAUCAGCUUUGGCUGCAGGCAGCUCCGCUCUUCCCCCUGUGAAUGUUGCUGUCGGCAGCAGCGGUGGCAACAGUAUCAGCCAGGAAGCCUAUGAUCAAUUCUCCUCCUUUAACGCAGGAUCGAGAUAAGACAUGACAACCAAAAUCGAUACUAACAAGGGUUGCAAGGCGAAUCUAUAGAGAACAUUUAGAAUGGCGAUCGCUUGAGCAAAUGCAAAGGCGCGGUAAAAAAUACAAUAAAAUGAAAUAAAAAAAAUAAACAGAGGCACGAGCUACAUGAAAUACUCUUGAAGGCAAUUGGAUUGAAUGGGUCUUUGGGUUAGAAUGCCACAUUUGUGAUGAUAUGAGCUACGUCUGUUUAUGCACGGUUGCGAUGUUGAACACGUUUACGGGAUAAGAGAAAGGGAAGUAUGCAAAUUUAGAUAGCGUGGGUGCCUUAAUAGCCCAACAAUGCUCAUGGUGAGAUUGGCGCCCUGUGGAUCGUAUCAGAACAGUAAUGGCACAGCGGUGGGGCUCAUCGAUGAACCCUGUCUAGCCGCAGAUACUGUGCUGCUGAUGCUGCUGCUGCUGC
Messenger RNA from Gamsiella multidivaricata, 2119 nucleotides. RefSeq lists its product as uncharacterized. The transcript is spliced from 9 exons. Gene Ontology annotation, cellular component: cytoplasmic stress granule. Lineage: Eukaryota; Fungi; Mortierellomycota; Mortierellomycetes; Mortierellales; Mortierellaceae. Bases 238 to 1677 code for a protein of 479 amino acids. Gene Ontology annotation, molecular function: mRNA binding. The record is from RefSeq and is a predicted model, not a curated record. Gene Ontology annotation, biological process: regulation of mRNA stability; nuclear-transcribed mRNA catabolic process, nonsense-mediated decay; cytoplasmic stress granule assembly.